GGGCAACUACACAUAUCAGUCUGUACAUAACGGUUCUAGUUUCUUGUACCUGAUAAUAUUUUUUUUUCCCUUCACUCCUACCUUAUUUCUAAAGAAAAAAUAUGCAGCAUCGCUUUCCAUUCUGCAAUCCAAGAGCACAACUGUGUGACGAAGGAAUAAUUGCACCAUCCUCAGUACACCUGCACCACUCCACACCUGUCCCUCCCUACAGGCACAACCAGUCCUCCUUACCACCGAGUGCAUUCAAGCUCAAACAAGCUGAACGGGGACGACUUAUUGUGUGUUCAAGCCGCUGGCGUACACCAAAAGGUAUUCACAGGUAUAUCGACACAUAACUGGGUGGAAAAGCUGUUUGCACUGAUGACGUGAACUGCUCAAGUUUAUCUGAGUCAGAACAUGGCGUCCGCUGGCGAACGUGUGACGUACGUGUGCACCUUCCCUUAGGGACAUGCACCAGUGUUGUUGCGUCAGAAUAGCUGCUUCGUAUAUAAAGUAGUCACUGUCGUUCGAGGACAUGGUAUAGGAGGACUUCUGUAACUUCAAAGUCCACGCAGGUAAGAUCUCGACAAUUCAGUCGACAUCACACGUUUGGUGCGCAGGUACUGCGACUUCUACUUGGAAAGCAGAGUGAACAUGGAGCCGGGAACUGGACUGCUGAUGGGCGGGGUGCUGGCAUUGUCAACACUGUGGUGGUGGCUGACAAGACGAUCUGCUGGCCUGCCCCCAGGACCUGGACCUGCCCUCCCGCUGAUCGGUCACCUCCACUUGCUGAGCAAAGACCCUCGGCAGCAGUUCGCAUCAUGGCGGCGACGGUACGGUGACGUGUUCAGUCUGUACGUGGGCAGCCAGCUGGUGGUGGUGCUCAACGGCUACAAGGUCAUCAAGGAUGCACUGGUCAAACACGCCGACGUCUUCUCCGACAGGCCUCACAUCUAUCUCACAGAUUACAUCUCAAAAAACAAAGGUGUUGUCGCCUCGUCGGGCGUCCUGUGGAAGGAGCAGCGGAAGGUGUCGCUGGAGAUUCUGCGCGAGAUGGGGAUGGGCAAGAAUGUACUGGCCGAGAAGAUCCACGAGGAGGUCAGAGAGUAUGUCAAGGCCGUCGCCGCUCAUCAGGGGAAGUCCUUCGAUCCGAAGGACAUGACACACGUCAGCGUGUCCAACAACAUCUGCUCCGUCGUCUUCGGGACCCGGUAUGCGUACGACGACCCGACUUUCCUCAAUUACAUAUCCACUAUGGACGAAAACUUCAAACUUAUAAACAAGGCAACAGCCUUGGACUUUGUGCCCUUGCUAAAGUACUUACCUGGGGACAUGUUCAACACAAAAGUUAUAAUGAAAAACGUAAAUUAUAUACAAGACACGUUUUUGAAGCCACAUCUGAAAAGCCACUCGAAGAACUUCAGCAGAGGAACUGAUCAAGUCAGCGACUUCACUGAAGGCUACUUGCGGGAGAUGAACAAGGUCAACGGCAAGUCGACCACACUGGACGAGGAAAACCUCAUGAUGGUCAUGGGCGAUCUGUUCGUCGCGGGGACCGAGAGCACAGCCACUGCCAUUCGCUGGGCUCUCGUCUACUUCCUGCACUACCCGGAGGUACAGGAGAAGUGCUUCCAGGAGAUACAGCGAGUCAUAGGCGCUGGCCGAGCCCCGACCAUCCGCGACAGACCGGAACUGACGUACGUGGAGGCCACCAUCAUGGAGGUCUUGAGGCUCGCCGACAUUGCGCCGUUUAGCGUCCAGCAUGGACUAGAGGAGGAUGUCGAGUUCAUGGGCUACAAGCUGCCCAAGGGAACAGUAAUCAUCCCCAAUCUGGAGUCGGUCCUUCAUGACCCAGACAUCUGGGAUGAGCCACUUGCCUUUCGACCCGAAAGAUUUCUCGACGCCAGCGGUAAACUCAUCAAGCCGGAAGAAUUCAUUCCUUUUAGUAUGGGACGGCGAGUGUGUCUGGGUAAGGCCAUGGCUCGGACGGAACUCUUCCUGUACCUCACCGCCAUGAUUCAACGCUUCCGCUUUCUGCCACCAGAAACUGGAGAGCUGCCAUCUUUGAAAGGAAUCUUUGGAAUGGCUAUCAGUCCUAACUGUUACAAAGUUCGUGCGGUUUCAAGAGACUAGCUUGCAUGAGAGGUGUAGAGGAGAAAGCGUAGCCAUGUUGCUGACAUAUAUAUUACACUAAAUACUAGAGAAAAAUUUGCUAACAUUAUUGGUGUAAUAAUAGUCUCUUGCCAUCAAAAACUUUACUUCUAGCUUCUAUGCACACACACACACAUGUUUUUGAAAAAGUGUUUUUAUUCUGAUGAUUUUCCCCUGUUGACUAUGCCAGCUAUUUUGUCUUUACAAACUCAUUACCUGAUAUCAUUCUAUAACUCACGUGAUCGCCUCGAUGAACUGACAGAUGUUGUUUCCUCUUACAUUUCAUUCUGCGUUGAUUCUGUAAUACCUUGUAAAAUCUUUGUCGUACAUGUAUUUCCAAACAACAAAUUGUGGGUAACCAGGAGCUUGAAACAUGUACUAAAUAAGAAAAAAACGUAUUUAAUUCACCGGUGAUGACUUGGCUAAAAGAUCUCGGAUAGAGAGAUAAGGGACACGAUCAAAAGAGCUAAAAGAGAGAAUAAAGACAUGAUAGUCACGUGACUUUGACAUGCCUGGCAGGGGAUCAAGUCUAUGGCGUCUGUCAAUCACAAGACGGAUCGCACCAGGAAAUCAGUCAAACUCAAUGGAGUGAGGGAUCAGGACAUGCCAAAUGUUUUGAAUAACUUCAGUGCACGUUUUGAGAACUAUGAUUUUCCGAUAAUGUUAGGGAACUCAGACAGUCGCGUGUCUCCGACAACGACAUAGUUAUUUCUCAAGUCUGUGUGAUGGAAUCGCUAAAGCGUGUCAAGGUCCACAAGUGUUGGGGGCUGAUGGCAUCUGUGGGAGUGUCUGACAGCGGCAGAAGUACGAACAGCUUCCUCAUUAAGUUAGUCAAGCCAUCUUAGGCCGUUUGUACCAGUCGUUUAUUUAGAUUCUUUUAUCCUUUUCAUUUGUAUGAUGGUUUUGCAAUCUCUCUGUCCAUGAUAGGAACAGUCGGAACAGUAUUGUCAUCAUCUGUUCUAAGACAAUUGAUGUCGGACAGAGGUAUUUAGCUUCUUUUUAUGAUCAACAAACAGUUAUGAAAACUUCACGCAAAUUGUCUAUACCUGAAGAUGUACUAUCGAGAGAAUUUGUAUUACUAAGCUCAGGUAAAAGUUAUUCUAUGCCAAUAUGUAGAAGUAUCAGAUACCUGAAAUCGUUUGUGCCAUCUGCGGUCCAGCUGCUCAACCUCAGAUGAAGUGUCAAUGGUGUGUGUUUUAUUGUAGAUGCGCACAUGAUUAUUCUUGAUACAAGUUUCUCGGUUUUUUAUAGUAAAUAUAUAUUUUUUAACUUCCGUUCACUUUUAUAUUUAUUACUGUAACCAGGGCAUAUUCCCAUGCUUAAAUUGCCCAAUGGGACAAAUAAAUUUUAUCAUUGUCAAACAUUAUUGACAUUGUUAUCAUGAACUAAACUUUGUAAAUUAUCCAAAUUUUAUAAUUUAUUUUCACCUUUAAGAAAUUGUGCAAAGGAACAUUCUGAGAAAUACAGGUGCACAGUGGAGAGCUGCCAUCUUUGAAAGGAAUUUUUGGAAUAGCUAUCAGUCCCGACUCUUACAAAAUUCGUGCGGUUUCAAGAGACUAGCUUGCAUGAGAGAUUUAGAGGAGAAAACGUGGCCAUGUUGCUGAUAUAUUACAAUAAAUACUAGAAAAAAAACAUUAUUGGUGUAAUAAUAGUCUCUUGCAAUCAAAAACGUCUGCUUUUUGAAAAUCUGUUUGUAUCAUUUAUUUUUACCUCUAAGGAGGUUGUGCACAGUAACAUGUUCCUAUAAAUCAGUGGCGUAGGAAUAUGGUCGAUUUCUGUGAGCUGUUUGUACUACUUUAUUAAAGGAUAUGUAAGCUUA
This is a messenger RNA of Pomacea canaliculata, 3949 nucleotides long. Its product is annotated as cytochrome P450 2U1-like. The transcript is spliced from 6 exons. Gene Ontology annotation, molecular function: oxidoreductase activity, acting on paired donors, with incorporation or reduction of molecular oxygen, reduced flavin or flavoprotein as one donor, and incorporation of one atom of oxygen; heme binding; iron ion binding. Lineage: Eukaryota; Metazoa; Mollusca; Gastropoda; Architaenioglossa; Ampullariidae. Bases 634 to 2112 code for a protein of 492 amino acids. Gene Ontology annotation, biological process: xenobiotic metabolic process. The record is from RefSeq and is a predicted model, not a curated record. Gene Ontology annotation, cellular component: intracellular membrane-bounded organelle; cytoplasm.